This is a messenger RNA of Hyalella azteca, 2040 nucleotides long. Its product is annotated as atlastin-1-like. Gene Ontology annotation, biological process: protein homooligomerization; endoplasmic reticulum organization. Bases 122 to 1480 code for a protein of 452 amino acids. The transcript has 8 exons. Gene Ontology annotation, molecular function: GTPase activity; GTP binding. The record is from RefSeq and is a predicted model, not a curated record. Lineage: Eukaryota; Metazoa; Arthropoda; Malacostraca; Amphipoda; Hyalellidae.
GAGACUGUGGCAGCUCAAUUGCUUAUCAACAGAGGUGCGGUCUCUACAUGUCAUUAAUUUUGCUAAACAUUCCUGGAGUUAAGAAACUGUAUUCAUUAAAUUCAUUAUCACCGGCGUAAUCAUGUCCGGCCAUCCUGUACCUAUCGUUGUUCAGAACAAAGAGACUCGAGAGUUCGAGCUGGACGAGGAAGCCCUGCGGGGCGUCCUGCUGCGUCCUGAAGUCGGCGACAAACCCGUCUGUGUGGUGGCGGUGGCGGGGGCGUUCAGGACCGGCAAGAGCUUCCUUCUGAACUUCCUUGUGAAGUACUGCGUCAAUGAGGGCUCACCGAACUGGCUGGGUGAUCCGUCGCAACCGCUGGACGGUUUUGUCUGGAGCAGUGGCAUGGAGGGGCAGACCGCCGGCAUUUACAUCUGGAGCAAACCUUUUACUAUCUACGCUAAAUCAAGCGGCAAAAAAGUGGCAGUUAUUCUCAUGGAUACUCAGGGCACGUUCGACACCCAGACUUCGCUGCGGGAUUCGACGUAUAUCUUCGCCCUGACGCUGUUGACCUCCUCCGUGACAGUGUACAACCUCAUGAACAACAUCCGCGAGGACGACCUCACUAACCUGCAGACGUUCAGCACCUACGGAGCCUCGGCGCAGAAGGAGAUCAAAGAGUCGCGCGCAUUCCAGAACCUAUUAUUCCUGGUGCGCGACUGGAGUUUUCCUCGGCAGCAUCCAUGUGGCCACGAAGGCGGUCAAGUUGUACUGGAGAAAGUGCUAGGCCAGCUAGGGGAAAAGGCGGAGAAGCCGAUGCAGGCGUCGACCCACCAGAGGUUGAUGAGACAAGGCCUCCGUCAGAGUUUUGAAAAGCUGGAGUGCUACCUCAUGCCGCACAUCGGCCUCGGCGCGGCCGAAGACUCCAAUUUUGAUGGUCGACCAAAUCAACUGAGCCCACAAUUCGUUGAGCACAUAAAGCUGCUGGUGCCUCGUCUGCUGGCGCCUGAGCGCCUCGUGGUGAAGCGUUCAGCGGCGCGGCGGGGACAGCCCGCCACCGGGGAAGAGCUGGUGGACUUCAUCAAGACCUACAUGGCGGUCUUCAGGGAGGGAAAGCUGGUGGAACCCACCAGUCUGGCUGAGAUGACGGCACGCGUAUGCAGUAAUGGAGCUCGUAAUAUUGCUCUUGAAGUCUACAAAAAUGCCAUGAAUUCUAUUGUCAACCCCGAUGAAAAAUCAUACGAGACCACCCUUCUUUCGAAGCAACACUUGGCAUACAAACGUGACGCCGUCGCAGCCUACCUCAGAGAAAACCAAUACGCAGCCAGCAGUGAACUGUUUCCGGUUGUUCAUGAAGUCAAAGAGCAACUUGAAAAGGUGAGUGAAUGCAUGAGAGAGGUCACUCCUUACGCGACUGAGUUCCUCUUACAAUCUAAAAAUUGUCAUUUUAAAACUUAUAUAAUUCUGCCCAUCAAUCCCGACUAUUUCACAAUUCCAAUCUAAGAAAAUUUCAAACAAUAAAUUCCAUCGGUGUUAUUCCACUAUUUUUUAACACAACCGAUAAUUUCAUAUUACUGCGUCUUUGUAACGUUUCUAAAUUGCAUGAAGAUAAAAAACUUUAAAAUACUUAAGCCAUUGCAUACGCUGACGGAACGCCGUACUGGAACUCACUUAAUUGCAUUAAGUGAUUUUAGUCCAAUCAACUGACAAGCAAAUUGAUAUUAGUAAAACUUGCCCAAGAAAUUCAUUAGUAAAACUCCCCUUCGAAGCUUCUUCAUAUUUGAACACAAUCCUAUAUGUGAAGUUGAUGUAAAUUACCUUACCUAAUAUAAAUUUACUUCGUAUAUUUUGUAUCGAAGUUCUGAUGUUUCAAGGAAUCAAUGAUAAUGUUGCCGUAAUGAAACAAACUUGCCUAAGCGUAACUUAAUAUAAACGUAUUAAACGACCAUACACCACCAAUGAUGGUGCAUUGCUGAAUUUUUUUAUAUCUCAAACAAACAUAUCCCAUGCUUUGAUGCAACCCAUCGAUUGCACGAGCUGAGGUGAAAAAUUUCUUCGUCUAU